ACGAGCCAUUUCAUUGCGUUUAGCUGUCGUUUUAAUGUGCUAACACAUACGAAGGUGCUCUCUCUCUGUGUCUCUCACGCUAGGGUUUUCAGGCUCUGUAGCAAUGGCGGCGAGCGAAGAGCAGGGGUCGAACAAGGAGAAGGAAGGGGCCGACUUACUGGGCUCACCGACCUUCACGGAGCUCGAGAAUGGCCGCUUCAAGUGCGUGGAGACUGGCCACGAAAUGCUUGCCAAAGACAAAGAGUCCUAUUCUCAUUGCAAACGAUGCCGUUUGGGCCUCAUCGACUUCGCUUUGUCCCAUCACAAACCCCCUCUCAACAUGUUCAAGCAAGACCCUCUCUCCCGUUCAAAGUUAAUAUGCAAGCUGACAGGAGAUACAAUCAAUAAGUCCGAGGAACAUAUAUGGAAGCACAUCAAUGGCAAACGAUUCCUCAACAAACUAGAGGAAAAGGAAGCAGGAAAGAUAAUCUCCAAUGGAACAGUUGAAGAGCAGGGUGAGCAGAAGGUGCGAAAAGCCUCUACGACAGAUGGUUUGAAGAAGAAGAAGAAGAAGAAGAAGAAGAAGAAGGAGGAGGAGGAGGAGAAGGAGGAGGACAAGGACAAGGACAAGGACAAAGGAGUUGAUGAGAUUAUCUCCGAAGUUAGAAGUUUGUCUGAUGAGGGCAGUGAUUCAGAAGAAGGUGAUUUCUGGAAGCCUCCAGCAGGACAACGUUGGGAUUUUGAUGAUGGAGGAGAUCGAUGGGGUUCCGGUUCAGAUUCGGGGGAGGAGAGUGACGAGGAUGAUGGAAUGGAUGGUUUAGCUGAAGAGGGUGGAAAGGAGACAGAAGAGCUCUCUACACGGACAAAGAGAAUGUCCAGAGAAAUUGGACCCAGCAGUUUUGCUUCAAGGAAGAAGAAGAGUAAGAAGAAUGACACAGAUUAAUUUGCUCAACAGAUACUAUUGCCAGUAAGUAGGUUUGGUAAUAUGGAGAUUUCCCCCUCAAUGUCAAUUAAGUUUGUUCAGUAGAUUGUAUGAAACAAACAAGAUUGAGUUAUUUUCUAGUCUGAAGUUUUGUUGGUAAGCCAUCUAUCAAAUUUUGGACAUGAUUUUCUAAUCUGAAAA
Messenger RNA from Alnus glutinosa, 1102 nucleotides. RefSeq lists its product as uncharacterized. The transcript has 5 exons. Bases 104 to 922 code for a protein of 272 amino acids. The record is from RefSeq and is a predicted model, not a curated record. NCBI's taxonomy places the organism in Eukaryota, Viridiplantae, Streptophyta, Magnoliopsida, Fagales, Betulaceae.